ACGACUUUUUACGAAAAUUAAGAGAUUUUUUCCCGGAGAAAACGGCCAGUAGCCUCAUUAUUUUUGCGGUUUCCACUAAUGAGUUUAUUCGUGCCACCAUGAUAGUCCGAAUAUGUCGGCCGGUCCCGCUGUUACUCCUAACAGUUCUUGUGUUUUGGUCACAUUGUCAAAACCAUCGCAUAUUCCUCCCGAACCUAUCAGAGGCGUGUUUCCGCUGCCUGUGCUACGUGUCGACCAAGUGCGACCAGGGUGCGACGUGCAGGGGCGGAUACUGCGGCCCCUUCAACAUCUCCCGGGUGUACUGGGUGGACGCCGGAAGGCCCGUCCUUCCCGAAGACGACCCUGAGAGGAACCGCGCUUGGGAGGACUGCGCGCGAAGCUACGACUGCGCCCAAACCAUCAUACUCGGGUACUUGCAGAGGUUUGGAAAAGACUGCAACAGCGACGGCGUGACGGACUGUUUCGACUACAUGAUGGUGAACGGCAACGGCGGGUACGGCUGCACCGCGCCGCUCGCCGAUACGGCCAACGGCCGCCGCUGGCUCGCCAGAUACGACGAGUGCCGGUAUUCGCUGCAAUAAAAUGUUGACAACA
Molecule: messenger RNA, 594 nt
Organism: Aricia agestis (brown argus)
Lineage: Eukaryota; Metazoa; Arthropoda; Insecta; Lepidoptera; Lycaenidae
Product: lysozyme-like
Exons: 5
Coding region: 99-581 (160 amino acids)
Molecular function (GO): lysozyme activity
Source: RefSeq, a predicted model, not a curated record